CAUCAAUUGAGCAGCUUUUUUAUUAUACAAGAUGCAGUCAUUUGAUGCAAUCGUCAUUGGUGCCGGGUUUUCUGGCAUCAGCCAACUCUAUCAGCUCCGCCAGCUUGGGCUUUCAGUCAAGCUAUUUGAGAAAGCCGCCGACGUUGGAGGAGUUUGGUACUGGAACCAAUGGCCAAACGCCACCAGCGACACUCCCAGCGAAGUCUACAGAUUCAGCUGGGAUAAAGAAGACUUGUUGACAUAUCCCUGGCCAACUCAUGUUCUGCCCCAGAAAGAGACCCAGGCUUACAUGAACCAUGUUGUGGAGCGCCACAACUUGAGGCCGCAUAUGCAAUUCUCCUCUGAGCUGAAAUCCGCUGCUUUUGACAACUCAGAUUCCAAAUGGACGAUUCAGUUUUCUUCUGGGGAAACUUACAAGACUACGUACUUGGUCCUCGCUACUGGACGUUUUAACAAGAUUGCUUUCCCCUCUAUCCCCGGCAAAGAAAAGUUUGCGGGCGAGCAAUAUCACACAGGACGCUGGAAUGAGCACCGCGACCUCAAAGGCAAGCGAGUCGGACUCAUUGGCACCGGCUCUUCUGGUGCAGCGCUCCUAGUCGGUCUAGCAAAGGAAGUAAAGCAGUUGGUUUCCUUCCAACGCUCGGCGCAAUAUGUCAUCCCGAACAACAAUAGUCCCGUAUCAGCUGAAUACAGAGAUAACGUCAACAAAAACUAUGAUGAGUUCUUCAAAAACGUCCGGGGUUGUGGUGUCGGAUCGGGCUUCGCCCCCGUCCCGGCUGAUUACACAACCUUCAGCGUCAGCGAAGAGGAGCGCGAAAGGGUCUUUGAGGCGGCCUGGAAUCACGUCUGGGGCUUGGCUUUCACCUUUGACACUUUUUCGGACAUUAUGACCAACGAGGCGGCAAAUCGGGAACUUGUCAAAUAUUUCCGGAAGAAGAUUACCCAGAUUGUUAAAGAUCCCGUGAAGCGUGACAAGCUCCUGCCACCGCCAGAAACCUUGUACGACAAGCGCCCUGUGUGCAGUUCCGGCUAUUAUGAAGCUUUCAACCAGGACAAUGUGGACAUUGUCAACUACAAAAAGACUCCGUGGGUUGCAAUCACCGAAAAGGGCAUCCAAACCACAGAGAAGGAAUAUGAGCUGGACGUCAUCAUUUACGCAACCGGCUAUGAGUCUGACGGCACCUGGGCAGAUAUCGACAUCACUGGGCCUGAUGGAACAAAAUUGAGCGAGCAUUGGGCCGAAGGAUCAACUUCAUACCUCGGACUUGUCAAGGCCGGGUUCCCCAACCUCUUCUUCGUCAUCGGACCCCAGUCAUCGCUCGCCAACAUCCCGCAGCACUCUCAAUUCCACGGCGAAAUGAUUGUAAAGCUCAUCUCAAAGGCGGAGCAGAUGAAGAAGGAG
This is a messenger RNA of Trichoderma atroviride IMI 206040, 1402 nucleotides long. RefSeq lists its product as uncharacterized. Gene Ontology annotation, molecular function: flavin adenine dinucleotide binding; N,N-dimethylaniline monooxygenase activity; NADP binding. The record is from RefSeq and is a predicted model, not a curated record. Lineage: Eukaryota; Fungi; Ascomycota; Sordariomycetes; Hypocreales; Hypocreaceae.